Messenger RNA from Xyrichtys novacula (pearly razorfish), 25261 nucleotides. NCBI's taxonomy places the organism in Eukaryota, Metazoa, Chordata, Actinopteri, Labriformes, Labridae. The record is from the annotation of a GenBank genome assembly.
AUGCUGGCCUCACUGUGUUACACUUGACGCAGCGGGGGAGUCCAACCCGGAGGAAACAAUCGAGUCCAAUUUAGCUUUCAAAUCAGAACCGUUUUCAGUGGAUGGGAUUAUAAACCUGAUCUUUUCUCGUCCUCGUGGGUGUUCUGGUUCAGCCCGGUUCGGUCCGAACUCUCUUACUCACCGUGAACGCGGUCCGUCGGGCCUUGUUUAUACUGUGCAGCAGGCAGAACCAGGCCCGGUCCUGUGCCAGUUUAACGGCCGUUCGGGGUCCGGAGUGUGUUCCGUUCGGAUCGGCCCUGUAGCUCACCAAGUAAGUGGGUUAAAUAAUGUGAAUUCAGUGGAAAAAUAUGACCUGUUUGUGUUUUUUUCCUCACGGUGAGAGAGUUUGUAGUUAUUGUUAGCUGUUAGCAUGAUGCUAACUGCCUGCUGGAGUGACGCUCCUCUGCUAACGGCUAAAAUUAGAUAUCGCGUAAAUAGAAACUCUAUCUAAAGGUUUUUAUUCGUAAAAGAAAAAUAAUUCACAUUCGCAGAACAUUAUUACAGUGCAUCUUUCCCCCUGUAGUGUCUCUUUUUGUCCGUUUUUGUUAUUUCUUUCUCGUAACUGCAGCGAUAGCACCAACUUAGCGCCAUUAGCUCCGUUCAGCUAGCUUCUGUAGCUUCAUUUGUCAAAGCAGCUGACUGAAGAGUUUAAGAGCUUUUAACGAGGAUUAAUCACUCUUAGUUUAACUUCUGGGAUAUAAAUCUGAUCAUCAGUGAUAACACUGGUAGAAUCUAUGAAGAAAUGGUUAAAAGUGUCUCCCUGGUGACCCAGAUCAGCGAGGAGAGCCGGCUCUGUCAGGUCUGAUCUGGGGGUCUGAGCAGGAUUUGGUUUAUAAUAAUAAAAGUUAUUUAAGUUAUUUAUUAAAACUACAAGGACCAGAAUGGAAAAACAAGACUGAUCUAUUCUUAAAAUGAGGAUAUAAAACAUGUUCAAAUCUCAGGACUUCUCAGGGAAACGUCAAUAUCAACAACAACAACAAUAAUAAUAAUAACUUUAUUUUUAUAGCACUUUUAAAAACAGAAGUUUACAAAGUGCUUUGAGAAACAGUCGUAAAGCUCAGAACAUCAGAACAUGGAGAUAAAAACAGAUAAAAAACAAAAUCUCAGUUAAAAACCUCUGAAUCGACAAUAGAAGAACCUACAACAUAAACUGAGACCAUGAGACCAAAAUAAAAACAUAGAAUAGGUAAGAAAAAGAAAUAUAAUGAAAGAUGGGAGUAGAAAGUAGGAAAUAGGAUAGUAAAUAUAAAAGGAGGAUAUUAAUAAUGAUAAUAAAAUCAUAAUCGCCUUUAUUGUCAUUUGAGCGCCGCUCCCUUUGGUGCAAAAACAAUGGUAAUAAAUAAAAGAAAAUGAAAGUUAUUUAAAAACACAAAGAUAAGAAUAAGAAAGAAAGGAAAGUAAAAGGCAGUAAUAUGUACAGAAUAUAUACGAAACAGGAAUGAUAUGAAAACCUGAUUAUUUCACAGUAAAGCCCAGUAUUAUUGCAGGGUUAAAUGAUGUAUUUAUUGCACUGUGAUCAAUGUGAUCAGUAUAUAUAUUGGUUGAGAGGGACAGGUGUAACUGGACUUGUUGUUGUUGACUGCAGUGAUCGCUCUCAACAACAACAAAAUAGUAAUGAUGGUAAUAGAAUAAAAAAAGAGCAGAAAACAAACAAUGAAAUCAAUAAAAGGCCUAAAAGGUUAAAUAGGAAAAGAUUAGAAGUAAAAAAAAGACUAAAAGGAAAGGAAGUCGAAAUAAGAAAAAAGAGAAAUAUAUAAAGUAUAUAUUAUUUUAAAAUAUUAAAUGUUCUUACUCUUCACAUAUUUUCUGCAUGUUUUUCAUCAACUAGUGUCUUUAUAACUGUGUCUUUAUAACUGCUGAAUUCAAGUUUACCUGCUUUACUUCACUGCAUCAACAUAACGCUGUUUAAUUAUCAAUCUGUCAUUUAAAAAAUGUGUAAACACUGUUAAUUGAGUAUCACUACUGUUUUUAUUGUAAGUGUACUGAUCACUGUCAGCUGAUGUAAACAUGGGCGGUUAUCUUGUUCUGCUGCUUCUGUCCUGUAAUGUAGAGAAGAUUUUUAGAGUCUGACAUGUUGCAGGUAAAAAAGAAGGAAAGCAUCAGGAUGGGAGACGCUUGAAGAAGAGUGAGAUUAGGAUGGUUAGCUGACCAGGUCAGGACCUCCAAAACUGCAGAUCUUUAGGGUGUAUCUGAUCCGGUCAGUGCCCACCUAUAGUGCUCCAAAGAAGGAAAGUCUGUCAUGGGUGUCAGGAUGCUCAGAGAAUCACAGUUUUUGUUGAGAAUGAGUUUGCAUAGAUGCAGAUCAGCUUAGAUGUCCACGUUAACCUUUUCACACCACUGGACCACAGAAACACGGAGAAGGUGUCUGCAGAUAAACAUCAGUGAUGUCUGUGUGUCCAAAUCCUGCAGAUCUGAAUCAAACUGAACAUCUGAGGGAUGUGAUGGACAAGUGACUCCAAUCUAUGGAGGUCCCACCUUAGAACUCCAAGAACUUGAAGGAUCUGCUGCAUAAAUCUUUGUUCCAGAUCUCACAGCACACCUUCAGAGGUCUGGUGGAGUCCACGUCUCAUUGUCAGAUCAGGGUCAUUUUGAGAAGGGGUCUACACACACGAGUAGGCAGGUGGACAUGAUGUUACGGCUGAUGGAUGUAGAUUUCCAUGUGUCCACUGAACACUCUUUUCCUGAAUUAUGAGCUGAAACUGAAAAAAUAAAGCCAUGCAAGGUUGAUUUCUUGUAAAGACUUUAAAUUAGACUCUGUGGCGUCUGCUUUCCCUCUACUAAAAAGGCCACUGGGGUUUAGGUUCGCUUGCAUCUGUGACUCAAUCAAAUUUCAGUCCAGUUUGAGUCUUAAAAAACUGAUUUAUUGUUCCAAAAGAAAGAAAAGAAAACACACUGAUCCUGGUCCAGAAACGAAGAGUGAUAAGCUGAAAUGAGGUUAAAACAGAAUGAGUGAAACUGUGAAAAAUAAUGAAAAACGGUCAACAGAAAAAUAUCAGAGCUUGCCAAAACCAUUGUCUGACUACACCGGUAAGAUUUAAAUAACCCGCCAAACAUCCCAAAACCACACCCCUCAGUGACGACCCCCGGAGGUGACGUACAGAGUAGAAAUCAAACCCAACAAGUUUAUUUGUGGGCCACAUUCACCCUAGAGCACCAGAUAAACUCAUUUAAAGGAAUUAAACACUAAAAAUAAGACCUGAAGUGCUUUUAAUGAUUAAAAAAAAUCUUUUCAUCGUGAAGUAAAUUUACUUUUCAGGUUUACUGAAUAAAGACUUAACUCUGAUUUUAAGGAACUCAACCAAAUGGUCAUUUUUUUAACUCAUUACAGGCACUCAAGCUCUUCUUUUUCUGACUGUGGUAGUUUUGCAGUGACAUUAGUUCAACCACAUCCUCACAGUGUCAUUAAAGCAGUGCUCUACUCCUCUAGUUUCUCUUGUUUUUGCACGUCUCUAAACUGGAUUUGAUUUGAUUGUUUUUUUCAGGGUCUUACUAACUGAGUUACCGGAGUGAGACCCCCCCAGUGAGCUGACUCAGUCUAAACUCCGAUAAUGAAAUGAAAACACGUCCUCACUGAUAUUUCCUCUCCCUCCUCUCAGAGAAUAUGACCCAGAUGCAACAAUGACAUCCAGAUUCGGUAAAACCUACAGCCGCAAGGGAGGAGAGGGCACGUCCAAGUUUGACGAGGUUCUGUCCACCAAGAGGGGCACGCUCAGCACCAAAUGGGGGGCCACGACCUACAAAGCCAAGGUCAGCUCCAAGCGUGUCGGCGCCCCCAAGAACGACUCUGUAUCGGGACUUAACAAGAGGCCCCGUCCGUCCGGAGACGGCUUCGAGGAUCCGUUUGGAUUCGACAGCGAUGAGGAAUCCAAGCCGGUGUCAUCCCGCACCAACAACAAGGCGUCACCCGCCAAACCGGCCUCAGCCGAGCCGCCGCAGGCAGAGCGGCCGGGAGUUUCUCUGGAAAUGGGGAGCAGGUCCGUCAUACAGGGAGGAUCCCACAGCUUAGCAUCUAACAGAGGGACAUCAUGGUUCCCCAACGACAGGAGCCAGCCCAGGGUGAUGGAGGACACGGCUCGGUUCUUCAACAGCAGCAGCAGCAGCAGCAGCGCCGCCGCCACAGGUAACACACUCAGACUUCAGAGAGACGAAUCAAACUAGAAAGAACAAGAAAAAGAAGAACUUUAUUUAUCACAGAAGGGAAAUUCAAAAGUUCUCCAAAAGAGAUCCAAAUGUUGAUCAUGAUAACAGGUUUAUAUAUUUAAAGACUGGAGUUGUAACGGUAUCGAUGACGUCUUAAAAAAUAAAAGAAAUCUGCUUCAAAAUGUAAAUAAAAACAAAACAUGAACUGUGACAGUGCAGCAUCGGGUGUUGAAUAAGGGACCGUCAAUAAAUUACCGGUUGAUGUUCUCAGAAAAGGCUGUUUUCCUUCAACAGCUUCCAUGUCAUGUGACCAAAAGACCUCAAAUUGAUUUCUAAUAACAGUACUAAGGUCAAGAUCAAUAAGACAAACAUUAUUUGAUCUGUUUUCAUAGUUCCCCUAAAGUUCUUUGUGCUCCUUGUGAAUAAAGUUAGUGUCAAACCCUGAAACUGAACAGACACUAACUUCUUCUGGUUUCCAUCAGCUGUAAGAACGUGUCUUUGCUCACUCUGAUAAGUUCUUCUAAAGUCUUGAUUUCUGUCAAGAGGAGAUGGAAACAAAGCUCCUCUCUGGACAGAUACCAUUGCUGACUCUGAAACAGAGAAACAUCCGUGUUAAUCUUGUGGGUUAAAUCAGACGGCUCACAGAUGCCCUCUGAUUCCUGGAUCUUCAGACGACUCACUCAGUGACCUCCUUAAAUGAAGAUCCACUUGGUUUCCAGAAGAUUAUUCAUAAAGGCUUUAAACACAAAUCUGGAUGUCUAUGAGUCACCGUUAAGAGUCACAGAUAUGUGGUUGUAGUUUUGGUCAGCUUCACAGCUCAGUAUUUUUGACAACAAUAGUUUGGAGUUUGUUCGUUUGGUUCUUUCAGUCGGCGUGAGCGUUGACUCGUCUUCAGCUCUCUGCGACGGCUGCUGGCCACCUGCCAGAGACGUGAACCUCUCCAGCUGACUCUGAACAACGAGCUGCGGCUCUGAGAGCACCUGGGCUCAGAGUAACGUUACAACAUGAAGCCACAGACGGAGGGAAAACGGAGCGACUUAGAGUUUAACCGAAGGACUGUCACCAACAGCUGUGCUCGAGUCUGAAGGUGUUGACUCAGUAAAUAUAACAGAAACACCGACUGAAGCACUUUUCUGACGAACUCUGCUGCUGAUGGUAUUUAGAGGUGUCCGAGGAGUUUCCCGAUCAUUCCUUUUAUAAAGUAUCUGUUCUUUUAAGGUGUGAAAUGAAACAGAAAUAUUUCUACACGCCUGUGUUUGAGUGUUAGAUUUUUAUAAUAAGCCCGGGCUUCAGCUUCAGUCUGCAGUCAGUUUAUUUUGCCAGCGUUUUGAAAAUCAUGCAGCUCUCACAAUCUGCAAACAGAGCAGCUUAGAAAAAUCUGCAUGAUCGGGAUUUUGGCAGUCUGGUCUUUCUUUUAAGAGAUCUUUUCACUGAACAGCAGCUCCAGUUUCUGUCAGCUCCACUCAGUUUUUAAACACAAAUCCAAUCAUCUGAAUCAGAGCUGUGGGGGAAAUCUUCAGCUGACAAACACUCCCCAUCCCCAAGAUUCAGUUUGAUGUGUCUUCACAGAAGCUUCAUCAGUCCAAACUCCAGCCUGUGACCCCGUCUGAAAGACUUCCUCCUGGUGUUCAGGGUUUAGGACUGAUCAAACUUUUUCUGAUCCGUCAUUCUUCUUCUUUUCUGUGUGACUCAGGUAAAAUCGUUCGAGUGGAGUCAAAACCUCAAAAAUAAAUGUAUAAAUAGAGGAAAAGCCUCAAAACCAACCGAGACACGGGACUGAGGUCUGAGCUGAUUGAUCCUCUUAAUCCUCGGAUCGUCCAGAAGCUGUGAAAACUCAUUCAGACUCUGGGUUGGGUUGUUUAAAUGUGAACCAAACUUCAUAUAAGUGCAUAGAUACUUCUUUUGACCCCCAAACAGUCAUGUGUGAAAAAUAAUUCACCUCUGACUGUUAACAUAAAGAGAGAGCUGAAAGGUUUUUGUUCUUCAGAUAAAUUACGUCUAAUUAGAGAAGUGAAGACAGGGUCGACUUUCUUCCAUCGAGCAGAUAAAUAUAAACUUCGAUGUUACGCCAUGAAGCUGUUUCCUGUAUUUGCUCACAGGAACACGGUCAGUAUUGUCACCCUGUUUGUUAUCUGUGUGGCAGACUGAUCCAAAACCCUGUUUGGUUUUCUUUAAGAAAUAAACCUUCAGAUGUGUGUCUCACACAGGAACUUUAGGGGAACAAUGAAAAUUGAUCCGAUAAUGUUUGUCUUAUUGGUCAACAUUAGUACUAUUAUUAGAAAUCAGUUUUAGGUCAGUUGGUCACAUGACAGUGAAGCUAUUGAAGGAAAACAGCCUUUUCUGAGAACAUCAACUGGUAAUUUAUUGACGGUCCCUUAUUCAACACCGACGUUGACAGUGAGGGUUAGUGAAACGGUCGCACUGUGAAGCUCUGCGUUAUUAAAGAAACAUGUGAGGGAUGAGAACAGCUGAGUUUGAGGUUCAUGAAGGUCACGUGGAGGCGGUCCUGAAGGUCCACCUCAGACUCAGACUCGUUCAUGUUAAGUCCGGCUCAUUUGAUCCGUUUAAACCUCGUUGAGUCUGACUUGGACACUCUGCCAGAGUCGACCUGUAAAGCUCAUCUCAUGCUUUAUUUCAUGGACUGCUCUCUGAUGUCAGAACUGGACUCUGUUAGAUCUUAGAUCAGCACCGACCCGCUUCUUCACCCUCUGAGCUGAUGGUAGAAGUUAAAGUAGGAGGUGUGGUGAGUGGGCCGCUCUUGUUGUUGUUGUUGGCGUCUCCAAAUAGGAAAACUACCCACAGCUGCAGGAUGGAGUGGACCGUCCACACUGAACAUGAACAAAUGUUGGCCCAGUUAAUGAAGGGAGCGGUUGCCAUGGUUACUUCUGCUUCUUUUUAACCAACUCCGUGCGUAUUGCCCCCUACUGUACGAGGCUGCAAGUGCAGACCAAAAAACCACUAAAAGAACAGUGAGUGUUUCUGAGGGUUUAAUCAACAUGUGAUUUAUGUGACGAUGAGGAGGAGGCUUCCUGAUUGGUCCAAAACUAUGAGUCUGAUCUCAGCUCAGAUCUCGGCUUAAUCAGUGGUUCUCAACUGGUGGGUCCUGACCCAAAAGUGGGUCAUGGACACAGUCUGGAAGGGUCGCAAACAGCUGUUCAAAAAAGUGAAUAUUUAAUGAGCAUCUGAUGUUUGACAUGUCUUUUAUUUUGAAAAAUAUCUUAUUUUGAAAGGCACGCGUUAUGACAUGGUCCUCCUCUGUUUCUUAUUAUUGUGACCUGAAUGCAGAGAUGUAGAUAAGUCACAUUUUUCAUUUUCUCGUCUCCAUUUUGUCUAAUUUAAUAUUUGAUACUUUGAUAAACUAAAUUUUCUUGGUUUGAAUUUUAUAAAAGUGGGUCAGGACUUAAGGACCAUGGGUAACUGUGGGUCCCAGAGUGAGACCUGAGUCCUCUAUCCCCGUCUCUGUGUGAUCUGACUGGUUCUGUUCUCGUCUUCUCCUCAGGGAAGUCCCAGCAGAGUUCUUCGGCGUCUCAGAACCAGCACAGCUACUCCUGGUACCAAAACGCCUCAGAGAGCGAUAGGAAGCCCCUGGCACAGACCAUCACCCUGAAGACCGGCUCAGAGGCAGAGUCCACCUAUGACUCCUGGGACGCCAUCAUGGGUCUCCGUCCACCAUCGCCCAACCAGGAACCUCGUAACCCCGCCCCCACGCUCUCCUGGACUUCGGUGGGCAUCACUAUGGGCAGCUAUAAAACAGGGCAGACCCAACACGAAAAGCCCCCCUCUCCGCCGCGGCUCCAGAGCCUCAGCGAGAGCGAGGACCUCGGGGGAGACUCAGACUUCCUUGUUGAGACAACAGAUUACUCGCAGACGUCCUCGUCCUCCUCACACAUCAGAAACUCGAACUGUCGGACUUACAGGAGACCCAACAAACAAGGUUCUGGGAAAGCCUCGGACUCCACGGGCUUCUCCAGCUCCGUGUUUGGGUCGGAUCUUUCCAAACCUAAAACGACAGGCGUGGAAGGAGGGCGAGGAAGAGGGAGGACGAGGGACUACACAGUGCUGCACCCCUCCUCGGUGUCAAAGUGCAACGUCACCAUCCAGGACCGAGGAGUGGAGGAGUUCAGCACAGACGCACCGCCUGCUAGUGGGAGCGGUGGAGCCGGGUCUGGAGGUCCGGCUGAGGUGGGAGAGGCGGGAUGGCAGCGGAAGAAGACGGAACAACAAAAUACAAGGUGGGAAGAAGGAGGAACAGAGACGCCUGUUUCUGUUUUUGUUCAGUUUAACAACCUUUGUUUUUUACUGACAGCAUUUUUACGGUCUGCCGCCUCCUUUAGUUGGUUAGUUUGGUAUUUGACGGAUGGUUUCUGAGGUAACAGGUGGACAAAGUCACAGGAAUAGAAACUGAGCUAACAGGUUUGUGCUGUUAGUUCAGAUCCGACUCUUCUGUCUCCUCUGGACUCUCCUGGUUUUUGAGAGAAGGUGAAAAUCUUCUUCUCUCUCCUCUUUACUCUGUCAGAGCGUUUUCAUAACGAUGUUUUCAUAACGAUGUUUUCAUAACGAUCGGAGCCUCAGCAGGAACUCUUGAGUGGACGUGUGAAGAAAACAUGAAGUCAGUUCAGUCUGUGUGUCUGCAGGAAUCUACCCCAGCUCUUCCACUCAUGAGUCAUUUUCACUCAAUUAUCAAAUACCGUCCGACACGUGAGCUGCAGUCUUUACACCAGUGUGUCGGGUUCACCAGUGAAACAUGCUGAAAUGUGUAUUUUUAUAGUAUUCUAACCUGAUGCUGCCCACACAGAAGAUGACUGUGUCCAAACUCAGAGAGUUCUGGAUCAGGGAUGUUCAGUUCAUCAGAUUUCAGUUUUGAUGACGUUUACGGCUUUUUAUGAUCGUAUAAAUAUGAUAACUAAGACUGAACACAUUACUGUGCUGCUGUUCAUGUUAGGAUAAAUAUGUAUAUGUAUUUAUGAGGACAUUCAUUUGGAUAUUUAUCAGUAUUUAGUUCAACAGACAGAUUUUGGUACGACUUAAAAAAGAGUAAAUCUGUUUUUAGUUUGAAGUUUUAUAAAGUUUUGGAAGAUGUCGAUGUCAAAUAAUGAGACAUCCUUCUUGAUAAUAAGCAUGAAUUAAAAUACUGUGUUUUCAGGCGGAUUAUACAGCGCACUGUGAACUAACGUGUUUAUGUUCACACAUAAGGCACAUUAAUCAUUGGCGCGUUGAUUGGGUUAUUGUUGCUAGCGCGUACUCCGGCCCCGGGCUGCCUCACAUGAACGCACUUCAGGGGUCCGGUUACGGGCCGGUCAGGUAGUGACACGGCGUACCGUAAUGUUCUGAAUAUCCAUUGAACGGAGCGGCUUCGUUUCUUGUCAAAGUCGUACUGACCUGUGAAUCCCACUGGAUCAUGAACAGCUCUGCCAUCAGAGGAGAAGCGCUGAUUACCGAUAUUUCUCAUAAGACUGGACGAUUUCUCAUGAGAUCUCGCGUGUUUCCCUGAGAGUCGUAGAAUGAGAUCUGCUAAUCAGUGUAAAUAAACACCCACAUCCCACAACCCUGGCCUCUCCUGUUAUCAAGUUAAGAACAGUUUAAUGUGUUGACUUUAUUUUAUUUUGAAAUUAAGCGGAUAUUUUACUCUGUAGCCGCGUACAACUUCCUCUGCUGCUCUUGCUGCGCUGAAGGAGCAGGACGGUGGAUGGAUUGGAUGGAAUCACUCACAUUGGUUAUAAUUCUUGUGUAUUUGAUCUUCCUGCUGUGACGGAGCCGAGCUGUUCCGGAUCCUGUGGGUUUUGUCCGUUACACAUUUGGACAGAUUUUUGAGCGCAUUGUACCACAUAAAAUCAGUCAGUAAGUAAUCAUACAGAAGGCGGGCUGGAUUACAAGGUGCACUGUAAAUUUUUGAGAAAAUUUAAGGAUUUGAAGUGUACCUUGUAGUCCGAAAAAUACGGUAAUAGUGAUGAUGAUUUUUGCCAUGAUUGAGCUGACCCAUGAUACUUGGAUACUUGGGAGCAGUUUUCAAAGGUUUUCUUCCUCAUUAGGUCAAAACAAAACUUUAAUUUAGACAACACUGGAAUCUUAUUCAGUAAAUAAACCUUUGGAGAGCUGAUAUGAUUAACCUCGUCUCCUGAAACCUGAAUGUUCUGAUAGAGAAACAUGCAGGAAUUGAACCUGUUGACCUCCUUUAGUCUGCUCUUGAACCACGUGAUGUAAACCGUGUUCUUCUCGUCCUCUCUCAGGUUCAGGCAGACCCAGACCAGGUCUAAGAAGGACAGUAAGCUGGAGCUGUUCGGGUUCGAUGACGCAGAAGUCCCUCAGGAGGAGAACAACGCUGACAACGCAGACGGCGGAUCGAGUUACAAGAUAAAAUACUUUGGCUUUGACGAUAUGAGCGACAGUGAGGAGGAUGACGAUAAGAGCUUCUCCAAAGAGAGGAGGAGGAGGGCCAAGAUGGCGGGCAUGGCCAACGUAACUCCAGCCAUAACCAUAGAAGAAGAAGAAGAAGAAGAAGAAAUGGCAGACGACAGCGAACCUCCGGAUCCUUUCGAAAUGUUGGAGAGUCAAGAAAGACCGACAGUGAAGGAGAAGACGAAGAACUCUGAGCGGCAGGAAAACAGGAUACGAGCAGGUAGAAAACACACACCAACACACACAUCCUCUGACUCCAAGUACCAAUUAAAGGGUUUUCUGUGUGUGUGUGUGUGUGUGUGUGUGUAACCAGGCUGCAUCUGUGAUUGUAGAGCAGAGUAAAGGUCAUUCAGCUUGUGUAAUGUUGAUGUGUAAACACACACAGAGGAGCGCGCCUACACUAUCACUGAGGACUUUGUUUUCAUCCUCAUACCAGCAUACUACAGCAUGAACCCAUCCUCCCACACACACACACACACACACACACACACACAUAGCAUGCAUGGUCUCCUAACAACUCUAACCAACCGUGUCUCCUUGGUCGUCUAAUCUGCGAUUAUCCUCAGCAGCCAAUCACAGUGUGAAAUGUCAGAGCGCGGUUUUCUCUGGUGUGAACGAGGUCAUAAAAACCAACAAACGUCAUCAGGACAGAAUCAUGUUUUCACGAAUCUACACGUCUUUUUAAUGUUUUAAUUCCAGUGCUGUGUUUGUGUUCAGUAUCUAACCCAGGGGCCAUCUCAUUUUGGAGUUCACCGUCUUUAUUAUACGAGUGUGAUGGACAGAUAUAACCUGGAGUAAGAGAGAAUAAAUCUGACGUCAGUUUAAGAGGGAAAACAACCAUCACACACAAAUACUAAUUUUUUACCAUCAGUCCCAGUCUAGUAAAGACCUCCAUCCUGGAUUAACCCUUCGAACUCCCAGCUAUAUUGCUUCUUUUGGUCCGCCUGUUUUCUUUUGUAAAAUUCUAUGUAACACCAUGAUCCUGAACAACCUCAGCUUCAGUUUAUGGAGCAAAAAUGAUGUAAAAUAAAUGUGACAGUAGAUUCAGAACUUUCAAAGGCAACCAAGAAACAAAAACGGAAAUUGAUCCCAACAGAACUUUGCUCAAAAACCACAUAAAUCUACAGUGACCAAGCCUUUUCUCACCUGAACAUCAUUCUUUCAAGUCUUGUCUAUCAGGAGAAGAAAUAUUAGGAUUGGAACAAACACACAACAGAAACUGUUGACAUAUUUACACUCAUUCUUCCAGGCGUUUUUGACUAUUUUCAGUUGUUUCUGCCACUCCUGGGAUGAGACAGAGGACCACAUCAGACUGCUCACAAUCUCUUCUCUGCUUGUUUCCAAACAUUGAGGAUCAUUAUUUCUGAUUUUACAGACAAACAGGGAACUUUCUUGUCUCUUAUUGGACACUACCGUCAAGGGAACAAUAGAAGAAGAGAGUUAAAGAGCUUAGUCCUGAUCUUUGCAGGAGAAGAUGAGGGUUAAAGAGCGUGGACCUGAUCAAACAGACAUUAAAAUAAACCUGCAUUUAUUAGACCGAGGGAGGAAGUGCAGUUUAUGAAUCUUUAGGAUCCGGUUCACUAAGAGUAUGAGAAGAAUAUGAGACCGUGUGAUUGGUCGAAAGUUUGACAGAAAAAGACGUCAUCAAAACAGCUUGUCAAACCCGCAAGACAUUAACAGCAUUUAGCGAUUAUUGAUCAAUAAUCCUGUUUUCACCGUAUAUCACUGCAGAUUUACCAUCAAACGUCUCUGAUCAAACACCUGUUUUUGUGGCUGGAUUGUAAACCUUCCUGAGAAACUGUAAACUAUAUUAAUGUGUGUGUGUGUGUGUGUGUGUGUGUGUGUGUGUGUUGUGUGUGUGUGUGUGUGUGUGUGUGUGUGUGUGUGUGUGUGUGUGGACUUCUCAGAGGAAGGUCUCAGAGUCAUGGCGGGGGCUCCCAGGAGACCGCCUCAGGGCAAACCGGCGGAGAAGAACCCGGACUCCUUCAGGCGAAUCUUCAGCGCACACAAGAAGGUCAGAUACCACCACCACCAUUGUUUAUUAUCAGCGGUCUGAAAGUGUCCCUGGAGAUCUUCAAGAGUUAGAUUCCCAUCCGUUAAAACCAUCCUCUUAAUGUAACUCACUAUAAAAGAAGAUCUCUGCAGAGACAGGAAGUCUGCUUUAACCCGGUCUGACUCUGCAUUAACUGUGUGUGUGUGUGUGUGUGUGUGUGUGUGUGUGUGUGUGUGUGUGUGUGUGUGUGUGUGUGUGUGUGUGUGUGUGUGUGUGUGUGUGUGUGUGUGUGUGUGUGUGUGUGUGUGUGAGGAUAUUAUUGGUGGCUGAAUGCAGAGAUGGAGUUUUCUGGCUCUGCUCUCAGAUGAGGAUGAACAUAGGGGCGGGCGAUAUGGCAAAUAAUCUUUACUACCAUGUUUUUUUAUGGCAGGAUCUGAAUCUGGAUCUGAACUCCAUCAGUUCCCAACCUGUCCUCCAUCUUUGUCUCCAAGACCAAACCAACUGUCCUGUAAAAUUAAGGUCUUAAAAAAUGACUUAAAAAAAAUGACCUUAACCUAAAGCCGAAAACAUUUUCUCCGUAGAGCAGCGUUGGGUAUCUCAUCCAGGAUCAACGUAUUUCUAGUGUAGCAGCGUAGUGCAGCUCCUGACUUCCUGUCUGGAACGAUCUUCUCUAUGUGGAUUGACACGCAUCAGCAAAAAUCGACUCUCCGCGUAUCUUUAGCAGAGCUGCCCUCGAUACGAUGCUGCGAUGGAAACGCGUCCUGUACGAUUUGCUGCAUUGAUUAGAACGGAAACUGAUUCACUGCGAGAUACGAGAUGCUGCCGAUACGUGCCCAAUACGGCACCUGUAUCUUUUAGCCUUGAGUCUCCACCUAAAGAAAGAGCUCCGACAUUUUCUGAUGAGUCAUUUGUUAGUUUUACAGGUUUGGACCUGAUCAUGACUCAGCUCAUUAAUUCACAGUGUUAUAAAAUGAAAAGCUGCGUCUCUCACUCUUCACAGGAGUCGUGUUGUCACUCGCCUUCACAGCAGCAGCAGCAGAUCUAACUUUAAAGAGUGUUUUUUUAUUUUAUUAUGCGUGACGGGAAACUUUUAAAGAGCUGAAUGUCGAGUUAAUUUCCUGGGCAUCUGGCAGCAGCAGCAGCAGAGCAGCUGUAACAGUAUUAGCAGAGACAUCACCCAUAGGAGCGUAAUAAUAAUAAUGAUAAUCAGCUCCUGAAUGUUCUCUCUCUCUCUCUCUCUCUCUCUCGCUCUCGCUCUCUCUCUCUCAUACUCUUUGUUCUUGUUCUCCAGUUUCAGAACUUUCCUCUCUCUCAGUUCAAUAAUGUCCUCUCCUCCUCCUCCUCCUCCUCCUCCUCCUCUUCCUCUCCGUCUCCAUCCCUUCCUCUCGUCUUUACAUUAUACCUCUUACCUCUCUCUCUCUCUCUCUCUCUCUCUGCGUCUUCAGUUAACAUAAUGUAAAAGGCAGAGUGGAGUUGGACUCAUUAUAAAAACAAUAGCCUCUGGACUCUAUAGAGAAGUUGUCAAAACUCGGCUUCAAUUACAGUCAACUUUGCACCGCCGCAGCCUGAGUGCUGUUUGGUUAUUCAGCCCAGGACGCUGCUGGGCGCGAUAUUAGACGUUAGCAUAAUGAUGGCGCCCGGACGGACCCAUCCAUAUUUAGAAGAUAGUGUCUGGUAUAUAUUCAGAGGAAGGUUUUAUGGGAAAGCAGCGUUAUUACUUCUUUAACAGCGACUCUCUCUCCAGAGCUUCAUGUGGCUCUUUUCUCUGAUGUGCUUUUAUAUCGCCGCAGCGAUAAAGGGAUAAAAACAGAACUGAACGGUCAUUAUUAUUAAAGCACCUUAUAUGUUUGUGGUCACACCAUCAGCUGGAUAUGAUCUUAGUUUUUAGUUUGGAUAAUCAGACUUCUCAAAUGUUGUCUGAGCUGAAAAAGUCAGACAUAAAAACACAAACUUUGAGAGUAAAGAAUAAAUGAUAAAGUCGAGUAUGUGUCUCUUCUUCAGCCGAGUUUAGACGGAUGAUUUUCCUGUCAUUCGUCUUAUUUGUGGUGUCCUCCUUAAAUGUAAAUAUAUUCAUUACAGACUGAGGCUGGACGUCACUCACAGGGAGAGAUGUAGAGAAGACUGACCUCACUUCUCUUCAUUUUAACCUCCUGUGUUUGCUGUAAACACUCGCUCCUCCAUGCAGGGACAGUCCACCCUCACCCACCUUCCUCCUCCGCUCUCAUCUCCCUCACCCUGUGAAGCUGCCGGUGGGCUGGGCGGGUGGGUUUAGGUGUCCGUCUGUGUCAUUCAGAUGACAGUGUGCGGCUUUAAUUCGGCGUGUUGAUGUUCCAGCGCAGCAGAGCUCACUCCCAAACUCCUCUUUUGUCUCUGCUUAUUAACCCUGUGGAGCAGAAUCCCCCCUCACCUCCCUCAGCGCUCCACUCCUCGGCCAACUCUCUCUCUCCUCACCCGUUCUCCCCCUCUGUUCGACCCAUCACUCCUUUGUUUUUCAUUAUUAACACCCCGGCAACCGCCAACCACAGGUUUGGCAAAAAUAUAUAAAAAGGAGAGGAGCUGAGCCAAGGAUGAAAGGAUGAGGGUCCAUGAUGGUGGUGUUCGGGGCUGUAUGUGUGUGUGUCUAAGAGUGUGUGUGUGUGUGUGUGUCCUGCUGUUUGAUCAGUGCUGGCUCUCUCUCAACAGUUUCAUCCAUUUGUCCUUUUUUAACUCCUUUAAACUAAAACGCCUGUUCAGUCCUAAACCAGAGCUAAACGGACUCUAACACCCGCAGGUCUGCCUCCUUCGCUCUGAGCACUUCUCCUCUGUUCUCAUGUUUUCUCCGUUCUUUUAUUCCUGGUAUUAUCACAGAGAAGGAUGUUUUUACAGUAAAUCAACACUGGAGGACAAUAAGAAUAAGAACAACAGUGACACUGCAGUGAGACUCAGCAACUCGUGUUUGUUUUUCUAAGUAAUCAGACAAACGGUGACGAAAGUGAACUUUGGUGUUUACAGUACUGAAGAAAUCUGUGAAAACUAUGAAAAGACUGAGAUAGAUAGAUAGAUAGAUAAAGAUGGAUAGAUAGAUAGAUAGAUAGAUAGAUAAAGAUGGAGAUAUAUCUAUCUAUCUAUAUAUAUAUAUAUAUAUAUAUAUAUAGAUAGAUAGAUAGAAGAUAAAGAUGUAUAUAUAUAUAUAUAUAUAUAUAUAUAUAUAUAGAUAGAUAGAUGGAUAUAGAGUUGGAUCGAUAUAGAGUUAGCUAGAUGGAUAGACAGAUAUAUAUAUAUAGAGAUAGUUUGGUAGAUGUAGAUAAAGAUAUAGAUAGAUGUAGAUAAAUAUAUAUAUAUAUAUAUAUAUAUAUAUAUAUAUAUAUAUAUAUAGAUAGAUAGAUGUAGAUAUAAUAGAUAGAUAGAUAUAAUAGAUAGAUAGAUAUAAUAGAUAGAUAGAUAGAUCGAUAGAUAAAUAGAUACUGGGAUGAAUAAAGUACCUGUACCUCGACUGAUAAUAAAAUAAAUACAGAUAUCUUUGAGAUAAUUGUCCUGGUGCUGAUAUCUUUUCACAUCAUUUAAAGUAUUUUGGAGAUGUUUACAUGUUCACACACAUCCAUCAUGUCCUUCUCCUCCUCUGUUUCCUCCAGUCUCCCACCAAAGCCGUGUACAACGCCAGACACUGGACGGUGGACAGCGAAGAGGAGCCCCCUCCUCCUUUCUUCUCACGAUCACAGACCGCACCUGUAAGCAAGAACUCCCAAACAUUCGUACAGCACUCUCCUCUGAGGUUUCAGACACUCAUGAUCAAUCAAACUGAUCCCUGGAUCUGUCAAAGUCAUAUGUUUUCACUCUGUUUUUUCCCAUCAGGCACCUGUCGCAGCCGGAGCGUCCACGAAGGAGACCCCUGAGGCUCAGAAGGACGACAACGUUUUCAAAGCUCCUCCCCCUCCUCCUAAAGUCACCAAGUGUGUGACCCUCCCCACAGAUCUCUACCAGGACACCGUCACUGCGCUCAAGUGCCGCAAAGAGCACAAGGAGGUACAGAUGACUCCUCCACUCCUCCUUCAGACGCUGAUGUAGUUGAGGUAUCUUCUCCUCCUCAUCAUCUCUCUCCUCUGUUCGUUCCAGCUCUACACGGUGGUCCAGCAUGUGAAGCACUUCAACGACGUGGUGGAGUUUGGGGAGAACCAGGAGUUCACGGACGACUUUGAGUAUCUAGCGACUGGUCUGAAGACUGGCCAGCCUCUCAACACACGCUGCCUUAGGUAAGGACCGCUGACACGCCCCCUGCUGGGAGCGAAGAGCUCCUUCUCCAUGCUCGAUUCUUCACUGACUCUGUGUCUGUCCGCUCUGUCUUCAGUGUGAUCAGCUUGGCCACCCGCUGUGCCAUGCCCAGUUUCAGGAUGCACCUCAGAGCCAGAGGGAAGGUGGCUCAGGUUUUUAAGACCCUCAAUGACGCCCCUCAACACCCGGUAAGAACCUUCAGGGUCAAAUCCAGACCUGAAGAAGAUCUCCUGUAAGCAAAUUUCUAAACUCUUGUUCUUCAUCUCUGCAGAACCUGGCCAUGUGCACGGCGUCUCUCAUGUACAUCCUCAGCAGAGACCGGUUGAACAUGGAUCUGGACCGGUCGUGUCUGGAUCUCAUGAUCCGGCUGCUGGAGCUGGACCAGGACCAGGGGGGCGCGGCGGUGACGGACACGGACUCCACCAAUCAGUUCAGCGCGAGGGAGAUCGCCAAGAUGAAGGAGAGGAUCAGGAAGCUGUGCGACACGGUGCACAACAAACACCUGGACCUCCAGAACAUCACGGUACGAAGAAAACCACGAGUGUAAACCUCUAAUCUCCACCUUCAUCCGGAACCGCUUAAAGAAGGUCGUAUCCUCCGAUCGUAGCUGAUCGUAACCAUUCAGGUUAACGUGUCGAUUUACACCGACUUCUUUCCGUUCCUCUGCAAAAGAAAAAUCUAAAUCUAAAUGUCUUUGGGAAAGGACAACUGGACUUAGGCGAAACGUCCCAGGUAAGUCCAGUUGUCCUUUCAACGAAGAACUGGAAAUCAUAGAAGCUGCAUCCUCAGUUUUAAACAACAUCUCAACCUUAAUGUCCACCUCAUCCUGAACGAUUAUCGAGCGAUUGAACGUGAAUCUGCGGGUUCUUGUGAGUUCUCGCAAUUCCUGCUCUCCGUAAUCCACCAUGAAUUUCGUCUCACAAACAGAUCCGGUAGGGAUUAGCGGAUGGCGUUCCGGAUGCGUUGGAAGUUCUGGGUUAGACUGUGUAAAUAUUCGUGACUCUGGUCGUUUCUUCUCCGUGUUCGGUGUGUUUGAGGGUGAAGAAACCUUGAAACCGUGUUUAGAUCGUUCCUCCUCUCCUCUCUGAGUAAUGAUCUCCUUUCAGCGGCUCUGCUCUCAGGAUGACUCACACACACACACACACACUCUCACACACCCACAUGUGUUAGAGAUUGUUGCCGCUCUGCAGGAGCUGAAGAUCUGAAGUGAUGUGAAAUAUCUGCUCUAAAUAAUCGUCUUUAGUUUCCACACUGGUACAGCAGAGUUAUUCAUGAGCUGAGAGGACCACUGAUGAAUGUCUUCACCUCCUCUCUCCACACAGACGGGUCAUCUCGCCAUGGAGACGUUACUGUCACUGACCUCGAAGCGAGCAGGAGACUGGUUCAAAGAGGAGCUGCGGCUACUGGGAGGACUGGACCACAUCGUAGAUAAAGGUUCGAGAGGUUCUGAUGAGUCCAGUUUAAAAUAAACGAUGAUAUGGAGGUCGUCAGUUUCUGAGUUGACUCUUCUGUUCUCUUCACAGUGAAGGAGUGUGUGGACAACCUCAACCAGGAGGAGGAUAAGGAGAAGCUGGGGUCUGCUCUGUGGGGGGCCGAGAGGUGUCUACGGGUGUUAGAGAGCGUAAGUGAAGAGAGUGAAGAGAGUAGAUGUUUAUGAGGUUUGUGUUGAUAUGAGUGUGACGCUCAUGUAUAACUGUGACCCAGAAACUAAAUCUGAAGGUCAGAGGUCACAGGUUUAGAUAUAAAUGAUUGGUGGACUGACGCUGAGAUCAAACCGAGCGAAUCUUUAGCAACUCGACUGAAACAUUAACCUUCAGAGGAGUGAAACAGGAGUGGAACAGGAGAGCUCAGCCUCCUUAUCGCCUCCUUGUGUCAGCUGUAGGAGAUCACAGGAGAUCCUGAUGAACCUGAAAACCUCUGAACCUGAUUUAAACCUCUGUCCAGAACAAGAACUCCACUAUAAAUGAGAGUCUCUCAGUCUGAAUGUUACCUGACUGAUUAUCAGCUUUAAUGUUUGUUUUCUAACAACACGUGAGUGAGUUCAGUCAGAAGUGCGAAGGUCUACGUUCUUCGACUCUGUGGUUAUUUUUAGAACUUUAUUUACAUUCUUAAACUCACAGGCUGCAGAUUUCCUGAUUCUGAAGCGCCAAAAUAAACGAAACGAUAACAGGAACAAAGAACGACAGAGAGGAGAGUUAAAGAUGUUCAUCUGGAAUAAAAGAAACGAUAACAGGAACAACCAACAACAAAAUAAAAAGACGACAAAGUCACUACAAACACAGAGAGGAGAGUUAAAGAUGUUCAUCAGGAAUAAAAGAAGUUUUCAGCAGCUUCAAUGUUCACAAACUUACAUUUAUGAACUGUUUUAAUAAUGAUAAUGCUAAGGUGGAUUUUUGUCUCCUAUGAAGUCUUUGUUGUUGUUGUUGUUGUUGUUGUUGUUGUUGUUGUUGUUGUUAACCUCUCUGGAUAUCAGAAGAUCAAAGACGUCCUUGUUUGUUUGUUUUUGCUCCUGCAGGUGACGGUCCACAACCCGGAGAACCAGAGCUACCUGAUCGCUUAUAAAGACUCCUCGCUGAUCAUCUCCUCUGCAAAGUGAGCACACACAACAAUCACACACAACAAUCACACACACACACACACACACACACACACACACACACACACACACACACACACACACACACACACACAGAGAUCUAAAACCUGUGACCACAGAAACAGUCACACUAGAUUCUCCUCUUGUUUAUUUUAUUUUUAUCUCCGUUUUCUUCUUUAAGUCUUUUUAUUAAUGAGUCGAUUUUUAAACUUAAUGAUGAAGAACGGAGACGGAAACUCAGACUGUGAAGAUGUUGGUGUGUGUCUGUGUGUCUGUAUGUGUGUGUGUGUGCGUCAUCUCCUGAUGAGGGUUUUGUUGUUUAAUUUCCUGGUCAUGACAUCCUGUCAGUCACAUCACCACUCCUCGCCCUCUGACCUUUGACCCUGUCAGAGUGGAAGUGACCUGACCUCUGCAGACUCUCCGCUCUCGUCUCUGCUGUAGGGUAUAAAACAUCUUCACUCUCAUCCUCCUUCAGACUGUUUGGAUCCUGUGAAGUUCAUUAUCAGACGUGUUUUCUUUAAACCUUAAAUAUCUGUUUGAUUUCUUAGUUUAAUGAAUUUUAAAUUUACUGUCAGCUCUGCUCUGAUAAAUAAUUUUUUAUUUUUAUUUAAUUUAAUUUUAGUUUGUUAAAAAGUCUCUGAUUAUCUCAGACGGACACAGACUCACACUAGACCGUCUCAGUUCUCCUCUCUGACCCUCUGGGUGAUCGGACCUUCAGCCCCUCAGCAGGUCCGCUGAAUCUGAGGGGACGAUGAUGAUGACGAUGAUGAUGAUGAUGGUGGUGAUGAUGAAGAUGACGACGAUGAUGAUGAUGGUGAUGACGAUGAUGAAGAUGAAGGCUGAAUAGUUCAACAAAGAGCUCCUGUCUGAGUGUGUGACAGCAGCCUCAGUCUGAGCCUUCAGCUGGUCUCUCUCUGUUAACUCGAUUAACCCCCAAAACCACCGGGGGGAGCAGCAGGGUCACCUCAACUACACUAACACACACUAACACACUAACACACACACACACACACACACACACACACACACUAACACACACACACACACACACACUAACACACAUACACACGCACGCACUAACACAGUAACACACACACACUCAGAGUGACACACACAGUAACACACACACACACAAACAUCCAUGCUGUUAGUGUGUGAUCACAUGACUCUGACUCCUCUGUUUACUCUCUUGUUUACAGUUUCUCCCUCUCUCUCUCUCUCUCACACUCUUUCUCUCUUUCUCUCUCUCUCUCUCUCUCACUCUUUCUCUCUCUCUCUCUCUCUCUCUCUCUCUCUCUCUCUCUCUCUCUCUCUCUCUCUCUCUCUCUCUCUCUCUCUCUCUCUCUCCCUCUCACUGUUGUCUGUUUUCUCUCUCUCUCUCUCUCUCUCUCUCUCUCUCUCUCUCUCUCUCUCUCUCUCUCUCUCUCUCUCUCUCUCUCUCUCUCUCUCUCGCUCUCUUCUCUCUCUUUGUCUCUCUCUCUCCCCCUCUCUCUCUUCAUGUUGUCUGUUUUCUCCUCGUUCGUUGUUUCCGCUCAUGUUUCCUCGAUUGUUUCAACCCAAACUCACCCCUCGGCCUCUCCGACUCUUCAGCUGUCUGCAGGAUUAAUUCAAUUAUCCCUGAACCACCGCUGCUGCUGCGGACACACACACACACAGUGACACACACACACACACACAGUGACACACACUCACACACACAAACAAAAGUCCUUUUUUCUUCUUUGUGGAUGUUCUCCUUUUCUUCUGAGGAGGAACCAAACGUCUCCUAAAGGAUGUUUCUUCUCUUUAUUGUCGACGGUUCAGUUUCUGUUUUCAACAAACUAAAGAAGACGACUCUGUUUUUCUUUGAGGUCCAUUAAAAUGAACCCGUUUAUCUCCUCCUCUUGUUCUCUCUCUCUCCCUCUCUCUCUCUCCCUCUCUCUCUCUCUCUCCCUCUCUCUCUCUCUCUCUCUCUCUCUCUCUCCUCUCUCUCUCUCUCUCUCUCUCUCUCUCUCUCUCUCUCUCUCUCUCUCUCUCUCUCUCUCUCUCUCUCUCUCUCUCUCUCUCUCUCUCUCUCUCUCUCCUCCUCUCUCUCUCUCUCUCUCUCUCUCUCUCUCUCUCCUCCUCUUGUUCUCUCUCUUUCAUAUUCUCUCUCUCUCUCUCUCUCCUCUCUCUCUCCCUCUCCUGUCCUUUUCUUCAGACCCUUGUUCUUUCGACUCUCUGUUCACUUUCUGCUGCAAUUAGAUGUAAUUUAGUUAUUUACAUCAGGCAGCUGACCUGCUACUGCAGCCGACCCCGACAACUCUGUGUGUGUGUGUGUGUGUGUGUGUGUGUGUGUGUGUGUGUGUGUGUGUGUGUGUGUGUGAAUGCUGCUCUGUGUUCCGAUGGAGUAGAAAAGGAAAAGGAGGGUUAGACUGAGAUGACUGUGGAUGACAUCUGGAUCUGAGGAGGACACCGAGAAUAAUAAUAAUAAUAAUAAUGAUGAUAGAUUUUAUGUGUAUUUCCUUUUACAUCCACAGACCUCAAAGGUCUGCACAUUAAAAAGAAAUAUCACAAUAAAGGGAUAGAUAUUUACCAAAACAUAACAGGUUAUUGGUUAAAAACGAGAGAAACAGAAAUCUGAUCAUCAUCUUUUUGUUCAGAAGUGAUGAAGUUUAACGUUAAGACUCUCGUGUUUUUAAUGCUCUCUGUUUCCUCCUCCUCUUCUCCUCCUCUUCUCUCCUCUUCUCUCCUCUCGUCUCUCAGGGCGUUGAGCAGGUGUGAGGUGAUGAUCCAGCGUUACAGCAGGGAGCUGAACCCAGAUGGCGCCGUGGGGAAAGCCGUGGAGGACUGUAUGAGGGCGAUUAUCGGAGUCCUGCUCAACCUGACGCAUGACAACGGUCAGAACCAGAACCAGUCUUAACAUCAGCCGUGAAAACUGUGUCGCUUCGUACACAUGUGUGUGUGUUAACGUUUGUGUGUUUUCAGAGUGGGGCAGCACUAAGACAGGAGAACAGGAGGACCUGAUCGUGACGGCUCUGAACUGUGUCCUCAAAGUCCCUCAGUACCUCCCACAGGAGCAGAGGUUCGACAUCCGAGUGUUGGUGAGGAAUCACACAUUUAACCAUCGACUCAGAUCUGACCUGAAACACUGACGAUAAAAUCUCAGACAGCAGGGUUACAUGUCAGAGCUGAAGACCUGUCUCUGCUCCUCCUCCUCAGGGUCUGGGUCUGCUGAUCAACCUGGUGGAGUACAGCGCCAGGAACAAGUACUGCCUGAUGGAGAUGGAGAUGGAGGGAGGUCAGGGUCCCUGCAACUCCACCGUCCUGAUGAGCCCCACGCACCAGGACUUCAGCAGCACCGGCCCGCUGAGCGCCAUCGCUGCACUUGUACAGGUACGACCGUGUGUGUGUGUUAGGACACGUCCUCCGAGGUUAAGUCUCCGUCAUCAGGUCGGUUUCUGAUUGGCUCACAUUUACGUCUUAAACAGUAAAUUAAAAGCUGCUGAAUCGUCUCCAGUCGUCUCUGAUCUUCUCACCGCCGUCGUUGAGUUUCCCAUGAGCGCUGUCAAAGCUGCGUUUAAAUCCGAUCAUCCCACAUAAUCAGAUUAAUGUGACGGUCUGAUCCAGACUGACUCUGAGGAGGUCAGUGUGAGAGUCAGAGACGGAGAGCAGAAUAACCACGAGAGGAGCGGGAACUCCUCGCUGCUGUAAACGAGGAGGUUAGGGUCAGAUUAGGAGUCUGAUAAUCUGAGGAUUAAUCCUGAUUUUAGUCUCAAAGAAGCGACUUUUAAACUCAUCAGAAGAAACAUUCUGAGUUUAGUGACCGAACACGACUGACGAGCGUCUAACCGUCUUUGUUUUCAGUUGUUUCUUCAGCGAGAGCGCGCCGCUGUCCUGGCCGAGGCGCAGACCGAUGACCUCAUCAAGGAGGCGCCGAAGCCUGCGCUGGAUCAGAGCGGGGAGUGGCAGGAGACGGGCGGCGAGAUCCAGUGGGUCUCCAAGGACAACAACGAGGCGGACGCGAACAGACAAGAGGACGCGAAGAAGAAGCAGAAAGACGAGGAGGACGAGGAGCUGGACCUCAACAAAGGUGAGGACCUUCAGACCAGAAUCUGAGACUCUGAGACUCUGAGACCCACGAGGACUGAGAGUCUCUUCUUCUUCUUCUCCUCCUCAGCUCUGCAGCACGCAGGGAAGCACAUGGAGGACAGCAUCGUGGCCUCAUACACAGCACUGCUGCUGGGCUGCCUGUGUCAGGGGAGCUCGGUGAGUCCUCCUCAGGUCCACAAAGACCUCCUCUCCUCAGGUUCAGAUCCAGAUCAGACUCCUAACUCUGUGUUCUCUCAUGUCUCUUCCUCCUCAGUUGAAUGUGACUACUGUGAGAGAAAACCUGCCCAAAGGAGAUUUCUCCAUCAUGACAGAAAUGCUGAAAAAGUUCCUCAACUUCAUGAACCUCACGGUGAGUCUCAGUGAACCUCAGACCUGAUCCAACAACCUUUACGACUCCUCAGAUCCACACUGAAUUAACCUCAACAUUAACAGCUGCUGCACACUCAGACAGGAUUCAGGAGAGGAGGAGACCUUACAGACUCAGCUCUGAGUUUACAGUUUUAACCUUCCUCCUGUUUUAGCUUUUACUGAACACCCACCGUGUUUAGGGUCGGUUUGGACCCGUGUCUUAAAUCAGCUGUAAAUUCCUCAAAAACAAAUUCUCUAUCAUCCAGUUUGGUUCUCCUCUCCAGGUUUCCUUGUUCAGCUUCAUUAUCAAUGAAAAUAUUGAUUAUAAUAGUAUUUGUUGUGGUCCUCUGCCUCACACAGACAUCUAUACUGACCUGAUCUCACAUGUUCAGACAGAGAAAAACAUGAAGAGGAUCUGACCAUCAGUGCUCUUAUGAUUUUAGUUUUUUCUCUGAUAUUUAGAUAUUGAUCUGACCGGGUCAACAGCGACUCUAACACGACAAGUGCCAUAAUUUUGAUAAGAGUAUUUUAUAAUUUAGUCAAUAAAUGUUUUUAUUAUUAUUUUGUUGAUUUAGAGGUUCCUGACAAAGUCAAAAAGUCUUGAUGUAAAAAGUUAAUAUAAGUGGUUCUUUAAAGUAUUUAAGAUCAAAAACGUGUCGGUGCGGACUCUAACACAGGAGGAGGGGUAAAGGGAUAGUUCCACUUUUUUUUUACUAAUAGCAGUAAAUGUGACAGGAAGUGUCGCUCAGAUCCUGAAGAGAAGUUUGAAAACAGAAACACAGAAAUAUCAGACAGGAGGAAAAUUCAAGAAGAAGAAGAAGAAGAGUUCAUGUCUGUGAAAUGAUGAUGAUGUUCGUGUAGGUGAUGAAGCAGAUGUUCCUCAGUCUCCUGACCUCCUGACCUCUCCCUCUCUCUCUCUCUCUCUCUCUCUCUCUCUCUCUCUCUCUCUCUCUCUCUCACUCUCUCUCUCUCUCUCUCUCUCUCUCUCUCUCUCUCUCUCUCUCUCUCUCUCUCUCUCUCUCUCUCUCUCUCUCUCUCUCUCUCUCUGUCUGUUUCUCCCUCCCUCUCUCUCUCUCUCUCUCUCUCUCUCUCUCUCUCUCUCUCUCUCUCUCUCUCUCUCUCUCUCUCUCUCUCUCUCUCUCUCUCUCUCUCUCUCUCUCUCUCUCUCUCUCUCUCUCUCUCUCUCUCUCUCUCUCUCUCUCUCUCUCUCUCCUCUCUCUCUCUCUCUCUCUCUCUCUCUCCCUCUCUCUCUCUCUCUCUCUCUCUCUGUCUCUCUCUCUCUCUCUCUCUCUCUCUCUCUCUCUCUCUCUCUCUCUCUCUCUCUCUCUCCCUCUCUCUCUCUCUCUCUCUCUCUCUCUCUGCAGUGUGACGUCGGCACCACAGGACAGAAGUCCAUCUCCCGGAUCAUUGACUAUCUGGAGCACUGCUAG